Messenger RNA from Myiozetetes cayanensis, 4619 nucleotides. RefSeq names its product replication factor C subunit 3 (gene RFC3). The transcript has 9 exons. NCBI's taxonomy places the organism in Eukaryota, Metazoa, Chordata, Aves, Passeriformes, Tyrannidae. Gene Ontology annotation, biological process: DNA repair; DNA-templated DNA replication. Gene Ontology annotation, molecular function: ATP hydrolysis activity; DNA binding; DNA clamp loader activity. Gene Ontology annotation, cellular component: nucleus; DNA replication factor C complex. The coding region runs from base 44 to 1114 and encodes 356 amino acids. The record is from RefSeq and is a predicted model, not a curated record.
GUUUGUCCCUCGGCGGCCGCCGUAGCGCGGGCUUUGCGGCGCCAUGAGCCUGUGGGCCGACAAGCACCGGCCCGGCGCCCUCGCCCGCCUCGACUUCCACCGCGAGCAGGCGGCGCGGCUCCGCAACCUGGUUCAGUGUGGUGACUUUCCUCAUCUGUUGGUGUAUGGACCAUCAGGAGCUGGAAAAAAGACAAGAAUAAUGUGCUUGUUAAGGGAAUUGUAUGGUGCAGGAGUGGAGAAACUGAGGAUUGAGCAUCAGAGUAUAACGGCGCCUUCUAAAAAGAAGAUCGAAAUUAGCACCAUUGCAAGUAAUUAUCACCUUGAAGUUAACCCAAGUGAUGCGGGAAACAAUGACCGUGUAGUAAUUCAGGAACUCUUGAAGACAGUAGCACAGUCCCAACAGCUUGAGACAAGUACUCAGCGAGAUUUUAAAGUGGUGCUGCUAACAGAAGUUGACAAACUCACUAAAGAUGCUCAGCAUGCUUUGCGAAGAACAAUGGAGAAGUACAUGGCGACCUGCAGGUUGAUCCUGUGCUGCAACUCCAUGUCAAAAAUUAUAGGACCUAUUCAAAGCAGAUGCCUGGCUAUACGAGUGCCUGCUCCCAGCAUUGAAGACAUCUGCCAUGUCUUGUCCAGUGUGUGUAAGAAAGAAGGCCUGACUCUUCCUCAGGAACUGGCUCAAAGGAUUGCAGAGAAAUCUGGCAGGAAUCUUCGGAAAGCACUACUUAUCUGUGAGUGCUGCAGAGUACAACAGUAUCCUUUUACUGCUGACCAAGACAUUCCUGAAAUGGACUGGGAAGUUUAUUUGAGAGAAACUGCAAAUGCCAUUGUUGGUCAACAGACACCACAAAGGCUUUUAGAGGUCCGUGGACGGCUUUAUGAACUCUUGACACAUUGCAUUCCUCCUGAGAUUAUAAUGAAGGGCCUCCUAACAGAGCUUCUAAAUAACUGUGAUGGACAACUGAAAGGAGAAGUUGCACAGAUGGCGGCCUUCUAUGAACACCGCCUGCAACUGGGCAGCAAAGCCAUUUAUCAUCUGGAAGCAUUUGUUGCAAAGUUUAUGGCCAUUUACAAGAAGUUCAUGGAGGAUGGGCUAGAUGACAUGAUGUUCUAACAACCCAAAGUUGUUAGACAGAAUGUUUUCAAGAUACCAAUAAUGUAGCAAGUGCCUACUUGCUGGUGCUUGAUUACAUGUGGGUCUAGUUCUAAGUGAAAUAUUUUUAUUUUGCUAUUUAAUAAAGCAAUGUUUGCUCAGCUUUAGAAACCAGAUGGAGUGUUUGACAGCCACAAAUCCAUCUUUAGAUCCAUACAAAAUAUGUUGGUCUUUCAGAAAAACAACACGUUGCCUUGGAAGUUGUAUAAGAUCAUAGUUGCUUUGCAGUAUUUGUAAGCUGACAUUAAGAAGAGAGAACACAGAUGCUGCGUGCUUGGUUUUUGUUUAUCGCAGAUGGGCAGGGCUGUAAGAAAAAAAAAUGCUUUUUCCAUGUUGUGGUAAGUUCCAGCUUGAACAUGUAUUUUCUGCCUGCUGAUCUAUACAUCUUACUGUUUGUCUGGGUUUUUUUGUUUUGUUUUGUUUUUUUUCUUAGCCACAUUGUUUUCUGUGGUGUGCUUACACAGAAUGCAUUCUGACAUUUUUUUCUUUGUAAGCAGUUGUGUUGAAUUUGUGGAUCAACAAACUUUUGUGUUGCUUGUAAGUUAUACUGACUACAUGGAACAUCUUGUUUAGAAAAAUUAUACCUAUAUAAAGCAAGUCCACUUCCUAUCUGAUACUUUCACCUCAACAUACAUAAUGCUGUUCAGGUAAAGGUUAUUCCUUUAUUUUUUAAUAAAGGAUAAAGUUUUGGCUUUUAACAAGUACAAGCAACAAGAAAAAGGAAAAAACCCAACCUCCCAAAAUAGUAAUAAUAAUAAUAGAAAGCAACAACACCUGUCUGCAAGUCUUUCAGAUGUUUAUAUACUAUGGUAACCUAAAAAUUACUGAACUCAUGACCUUUAUUACUUCACUGUGCUAAUUUAGGCUAUUACUAGAUGAUACUUAAAACUAAAGUGAAUUAAAUGAUGUUUCCUUUUCCCUUCCCCCUACUCUUUUUCUCCAGGAAUGGAUUUAAUAUUUGAGGCUUUUUGUGUUAGAGAUAGUUACACAUAAUGGCAGUUGUUUUGGAAAGCAAGGGCCUCCCCGCUGGCAAUUGAUAAAAAAAUCUCACUAGUUGUUAGUAACUCUGUCAUCCCCUUUAAAAUAUGCAAAAGGCAGCAUUAAUCCCACACCAGGCAGUGUUGCUGCUGUUGUUGGAAAUUUGACCAUUCUAUAUGUGGUGUUAAUGCACAGCUUGCCUUUUGGUUCAAACUAUGCUGUCCUGCUUCGUGUUCAACUGUUCUGAAGAAGGGGGAAUUUUAUCUUCCAUAUGCUCUUCACCCAAAAACCAACACUGAUAACUUGUCAGAGUGUGAGUGUCUUGACUGUCAGAGAUCCUGGAAAAACAUCAGUCAGUGCUAAUAGCAAUGAAUACUUGAAUCCAGUACAGAUAAGAGCACAAAGGUGGAGGGAGCAUAAUUAUUGCAUGGAAAAACUGCCCCACUUUCAGGAGCCUCAUCUUACUACUAAUUUCUAAAAGCUGAGCAACCUUUACAAGUGUAGCAGGUGCUGAAGCAAAAGUGAGUCCAAAAGAUAAUGAAAUGCUAAAACCAACCCCAAAAGCUAAGAUGGGAGAACAGGAAUGUAUGUAGUGGGUUGUGAAAUAUGGUUGAAAUGCACAGGGACAGGGUAGCUGGGGAGGGUGGGGAGGCAGGAGCUGGACUGGAGGUUUGUCAGGGGGCAGAGGCAGAGGAGCAACUUCCUGUUUCAAAAGGCCUCAGCAGGUUUGUUAAGGAGUUUGAAACCCCAACAUGAAUCUCUGUAGGAGUUCUUGCUGCCUCUUGUUGAAGUUUGGUUUUUAUCCUGUUCUAACUGUAAUAAAUCAAGAAGGACCCAAGGAUGGAAAAAAGGAAUAAUGACCGGGAUUUUUGGAGAGAGAAAGUAGCUGUUGUUAUUCCUGAGAGCCUUUGUUUUCCCCUGGUGAUCCUACUCCUGUCUCUUUGUCUUCCACAGUCUAGAACACAAAUUUAAACACAUGGGCACAAUAUCUCAUAAGACUUUGCACAUCUUUCCUGCCUCGUAAUUUUUCAGGAAAUUUUGCCUUAGUAUCCGUUGCAGGCUCCCUGCAAAGUAGUCAUGCAACCAAGCCUGUCAGAGCUCAAGGUGUGUCUGGAUGAUGUUUUGCACCAUGUGUUUAGUUUUAUUUAGUCCUGUGAGGAGCAGGGAAUUGAAUCUGAUGAUCCUUAGGUGUCACUUCCACCUUGAGAGAUUCUGUGAUGAUGGUCAGUGCUUUUUGGGAACAUUUUUAGAGGCUAACUGCCUUAGAUGCUGCUUCCCCUCCCUCGUCGGUAGCUGCAGUUCUUCCUUGGAGACAGUGUGACUGAGAACAGGUCCUGAGCUGUGCUGGAGGAAUCAAGGGCCAGUAACCUCCCACACCCUUGUGCUGUGCCACUGGCAAAUGGGGCUGAUGGGAAUGUAUGAGAAGGGGACUGUCAGAAAUUAGGAGUAAUUUUUUCCUCUUGUGGUACUCCCUUUUACUAAAAACCCAUUUACCAAAAAUACAGAACCUUAGGCUGGCAAGUGAGGGUGUCCUGGGGUGGGCACAGCUGUUUCUGCAGUCUGGAGCAGAAUCAUAGAAUCAUUUAGGUUUGAAGAGACCUCUAAGGUCAUCUAAUCCAACUGAGCCUGCACACACAGAGCCCAGUGAUAGUGCUAUGCUGGACCUUCACUGAGCGCUGCACACCUUCACAGAUCAAGGGGGAGCAGCAGUGCAGAUAGACUUUGAAACACUGAAUAGCCCAGGACCAACCUCUAGAUGAUCUGUUUCUUCAGCUGAUUUCAUCUUUUGAGACCUGCUUAGAAUUGUUUCUGAAUUGCAUGCUGAGAGGAUUACCUUUGCUUUCAUCCAGUGAUACCUCCUGCUAGUUCCAAAUGAAAACUCCAAGUUGCUCCCUCCUGGGUGGGACUUAAGCACUGAACAAGUCUAAGAGGUUGCAGAGGAGUCGGCUUUGUGCUAGCACAGAAAGCCAGAGGUGAAACUGAUUUUUAAAAAAAUGAUAAAGAAACUAAAGGCAACAGCUACUUCUGUUGAAACUUUCUCUGCUCUGCAAAGAUUGGCUGCGUAAAGGGCAAAUGGUGCACUCGCACUUUAUUCUCCAUUUCUGAAGUCCAAAUGUUAACUCCUGUGAGGAACGUAAUGUUAAAAAUCGUAUUAUUUUUAGACAUCCCUGGUAAACAACUCUCCUUGAGCAUUAAUCGCAAUAAAUGUAUUAUCUGAUUGGAAGGCUGAUUUAAAAAAUGUAUUUUAUUGAAUAAAUUCAUAUGAACAAAGCUGGCAUGAGGAAUGUCCCCUUCUCUACCACCGAAGUACCCUGAUUAUCAGAAGGUAGAAAGUAAGGUAGAUAAGAGCUCAAUAUCACAAAUUUUCCUUCCAGAUUAUUACAGUUCAUUGAUAUAAAGUAAUAGCUGUAAUUUGUCUUGUUGAAAAGAGAUGUGGUAUGCCUGAGCAGCCUUUAGUCCUCUUGCUUAACUUUUUUUUUUUUUUUUU